This is a messenger RNA of Cladophialophora psammophila CBS 110553, 1110 nucleotides long. RefSeq lists its product as uncharacterized. The transcript has 6 exons. NCBI's taxonomy places the organism in Eukaryota, Fungi, Ascomycota, Eurotiomycetes, Chaetothyriales, Herpotrichiellaceae. The record is from RefSeq and is a predicted model, not a curated record. Gene Ontology annotation, molecular function: hydrolase activity. The coding region runs from base 1 to 1110 and encodes 369 amino acids.
AUGACAGCCCCUCCCACGGCCGACCAGGCGCUCUCUGCGCCUAUCCAUCAAGUGUCUCUCCUGGAAAAGUUGGAUGUUUUCCCGGGGCUUCUGUCGCUCGUCGGGACAGCCGUAUAUACAGCGGUGGCUGCCCCUUUCCGUGGUGAUUCAGGAGCUCAUACGUACAAGCAGCAUAUCAGUUAUGCCGUCGUGCGAAAGAUGAUGAAAAGGUUCAGCACGCUUCAAUUACAAUAUAUAGGCGCCCCGUUCUCAACGAUCUACGAGAAGUGGUGUAAAGAUGCUGGCGUUACACCGGAAUUUGUAACUUUGAAGUCGGGAUGCAAAGCAUUCUGGGUGGGCGACCCGAGCACUGCCAACUAUGUCUGUGUAUAUUAUCACGGAGGAGGUUUCUCCCUCGAUGGUGAUGACACCCAUAUUAAGUUCUGGCACGGUGUCCAGAACGAUCUCAAGGCCAACAACGUCUCAAUCGCAUUCUUGUUCCUUGAAUACUCUCUCGUACCGCACGCCACUUAUCCGAAGCCAAUCUACGAAGCCAUCGAAGCAGUCAAAUACGUCAUGGAAGAUCUGAAGCGACCAGCAUCGGAAAUCAUGCUCGCUGGCGACUCCGCUGGCGGGAACAUGUGCCUCGGAGUUUUGUCGCAAAUCAUGCACCCAUAUUCCGAGUUCCCCGAGCUCAAAUUGGCUGAUGGAGAGAAGCUCAAAGGUAUUAUGGCCGUGGCCCCAUGGACGAGCUUCAACCUAGACUGGGAGAGCGAGAAAAGGAACCGCCACAGGGACAUUGUCACCACCCAUGCUGGCGGAAAGUGGUCGGGUGAUUACCUUGCGGGACAGCCAACGACACCCUUCGCAGAGCCGCUCACCGCUCCAGCGGAGUGGUGGAAAGAUGCCAAGGUUGAGCAUUUUCUGGUUGUAUCCGGAGGGAAUGAGAUCCUCCAUGACUCGAUUGGUGCAUGGGUGGAAAAGUAUAAGUCCGUCAAUCCAGACUCCAUCACUCAUGUGGUUGGGCAGAAUGAGGCACAUAUUGCCCCCAUCAUCCACUUGCGGUUUAAUGACACUGCUGAAACCGAGCAAGGACAGGCCAUCAAGUCGUGGCUCAAAGCAAAACUUUGA